AUGAUCUUUGGACGACUACGAUUGACGAAGACCGAGAAUCUGACGACGGCUACUCGGUCCGUCGCAUCAUUCGUGGUCUUCUUCUCGAUGAUCUUCGGCGGGAAAUGGAUCGUCUUCGCCGACGGAAGCAGCGGUGGUGCCGCGAGGAACGGUUACUCCGGUGGUUUAUGGUCUUCGGCUGUUGCUCCUUCUAAUGUCGGUUUAGCUGUAGCAGUCACCGUCAUGGCCGGUCUCGCCGUCGCUUUCACCGUCGUCUAUUCCCGUAGAGGAAGCAUUGGAUCACCUUGGUCACUGAGGAGAAGAAAGCAUGCUCUUCAACCUAAACAGUGGAAUGCUUUCUUCACAGAGGAAGGGCGAUUAAGUGAUGGAGGUGUCAAAUUUCUGAAGAAAGUUCGCCGUGGGGGUGUGGAUCCAAGCAUCAGACCAGAAGUUUGGCCGUUCCUCCUUGGAAUGAAGGAAUAUGAAAACCUGCGGAGACAGUGUCGCGAAAUUCAUGAACGUAGUGAAAAUGGCUGUGACUCAAAGCAGACAGCUCAGAGCAGCAAAACCGAGGACAGCCAGGUUGUUGAUUCCCAUGAUAUAGAAGAAGUCGAUAGUUCCACGCGAUCCAUCCUCGUGGAAGAAUCAGAGAAGUUUAAUUCAGAAACCAUUCUGCAGGAUGGGGACUGUGAAAAGAGCAAUGUCACAACCGAGGAUGCUGCUGCCGGUAAUGACUCAGACUCAACCACCACCGAAGAAACCGAGACUUCACCUCUUCUAACUAACGAAGAAGCAAAAAGCCACAAUACCAUUAACUCGGACUCAACCAACACUGAAGAAACCGAGACUUCACCUCUUCUAACUAACGAAGAAGCAAAAAGCCACAAUACCAUUAACUCAGACCCAACCAACUCUGAAGAAACCGAGACUUCGCCUCUUCUAGCCAAAGAAGAAGUAAAAAGCCAUGAUACCAUCAACCAAGAAAAAGACACUCGGCCCCCAUCAUCAAAGUCAAAAGCUCAGGCAGACGAGGAGUUCAUCACAACAUGGCAGAGAAUUAUCCGCCUCGAUGCAGUGAGAGCAAAUGACGAAUGGGUGCCCUACUCACCGUCACAAGCUGCUGUAUCUGAGACAAAAGCCCGGGGAAGAGCCACACAGGUUGGUCUCAAUGACUACGACCACUUGGAGCCCUGCCGGAUCUUCCAUGCAGCCCGCCUGGUCGGGAUCCUUGAAGCCUACGCAGUCUAUGACCCAGAAAUCGGUUACUGUCAAGGAAUGAGCGACUUACUAUCUCCUCUAAUCGCAGUGAUCGAAGACGACGUCUUAGCAUUCUGGUGCUUUGUUGGGUUCAUGAGUAAAGCACGGCAUAAUUUCCGACUAGACGAGGUUGGAAUCAGGCGACAACUCUCAAUGGUAUCGAAAAUCAUAAAAUUCAAAGACAUUCGCUUGUACCGACACUUGGAGAACCUUGAAGCACACGACUGCUUCUUUGUAUACCGUAUGGUGGUGGUUCUAUUCAGACGAGAACUAACAUUUGAGCAGACGCUUUGUCUGUGGGAAGUAAUGUGGGCGGACCAAGCAGCGAUACGAACUGGGAUUGCAAAGGCGACUUGGGGGAGAAUCCGAUUACGAGCACCACCCACGGAAGAUCUGUUGCUUUACGCGAUAGCAGCGAGCGUGUUGCAGAGGAGAAAGACGAUCAUAGAGCAAUACAGUGGGAUGGAUGAGAUAAUGAAGGAAUGUAAUAGCAUGGCUGGUCAUCUUGAUGUUUGGAAACUUCUAGACGAUGCUCAUGACUUGGUCGUCAAUCUUCACGACAAGAUCUGA
Molecule: messenger RNA, 1806 nt
Organism: Arabis nemorensis
Lineage: Eukaryota; Viridiplantae; Streptophyta; Magnoliopsida; Brassicales; Brassicaceae
Source: the annotation of a GenBank genome assembly